GAUUUUUAGAGAAGAUAUUUAUGUGCGGAUUCAACUCUGAGGUGACCUGAGAAGGUGCAGAUUGCCCAGCUCUCUUCAUACAUAUUGUACAUUUCGAAGAGAAUCUCUAUUCACGCGCACGAAAGGUCUUCCAUCAGUCAUCAUGCCUCGAAUUCGUCUUGAAGAUAUCCAGCACAAUAGCGAGGAGCUGUUGACCCAUUCAGGGGAAGCUGCUCGAAAGGGUGUAUCUUGGUUUUGGCAUGGCUUUACCGACUGGGUCCUUCAAGACAACAUUAUUGAGGUCGCUGUAGGAUUGAUACUUGCUGCAGCCUUCACAACAGUAGUGACCUCAUUUGUCUCAGAUAUUCUACUGCCACCCCUCUCGCUGCUACCCUUCAUCAAUCGUAACAUGGAAGAGAAGUUUGCAGUUCUGAGAAGCGGCCCAAAUUAUAACCACACCAUGGCAAUUGGCUACAACACCCAAAAACAAGCUGUAGACGAUGGUGCUGUGGUCUUAGCUUAUGGAGCUUUCCUCAAUAAGAUGUUCAACUUCGUUGGCGUUGGGCUUUCACUUUACUUACUUGCAAGCCUGUAUGAGUUCUUCUCGAAAGACACAGUCAUCAAGUAUCAAGUGAAGUGUCCAUACUGCCGAAAGCGGAUUAGUCAGAAGGCUAAACGCUGCGUUAAUUGUACUAGCUGGCUAGAUGGACGAGAAGAUAAAUAGAGAGCACAGAGCCAAGUCAGAUCACGUGCAUGACCAUACUUUUGAGCCAGAGAUUGCAUGGUCCCUUCUUGCGUUGUACAUUUGCACCUGCUUAGCAUUCCACGUCUGUUCAUACACUUUCUGCAAUACAUAAGCAUACAUACAAAGCACACCCCUUGAGUAGCAUACACCUUAUCUUUGUUGUUGCCUCCCAACCCCACCGCCACUCCUCAGCAACCUCUCCACUUCCGUCCCAACAACAGUAACGAACUUCAC
This is a messenger RNA of Mollisia scopiformis, 958 nucleotides long. RefSeq names its product ion channel. The transcript is spliced from 4 exons. Gene Ontology annotation, molecular function: mechanosensitive monoatomic ion channel activity. Gene Ontology annotation, biological process: intracellular water homeostasis; monoatomic ion transport. Bases 143 to 703 code for a protein of 186 amino acids. NCBI's taxonomy places the organism in Eukaryota, Fungi, Ascomycota, Leotiomycetes, Helotiales, Mollisiaceae. The record is from RefSeq and is a predicted model, not a curated record.